Messenger RNA from Mollisia scopiformis, 1584 nucleotides. Its product is annotated as phosphoribosyl pyrophosphokinase. Gene Ontology annotation, cellular component: cytoplasm; ribose phosphate diphosphokinase complex. Gene Ontology annotation, molecular function: ribose phosphate diphosphokinase activity; magnesium ion binding. The transcript has 3 exons. The coding region runs from base 1 to 1584 and encodes 527 amino acids. The record is from RefSeq and is a predicted model, not a curated record. Gene Ontology annotation, biological process: purine nucleotide biosynthetic process; 5-phosphoribose 1-diphosphate biosynthetic process; ribonucleoside monophosphate biosynthetic process. NCBI's taxonomy places the organism in Eukaryota, Fungi, Ascomycota, Leotiomycetes, Helotiales, Mollisiaceae.
AUGAGGAAUACUCUCGUAUUCGCGGGGAGCUCCUGUCCAGCUCUGACUGGACAGAUAUGCUCGAAUCUGGGCAUGUCUCCAGCACCUGUCGAACUCACACAAUUCGCAAAUGGCGAGACCAGUGUCAAGAUUUUGACAAGCAUUCGAGAAAAGGAUGUGUUCGUUGUUCAGUCAGGUAGCAGUAAGAUCAAUGAUAGCAUCAUGGAGUUGCUCAUCUUGAUCUCGGCGUGCAAAGGAGGCUCAGCAAACAAGAUCACAGCUGUUUUACCGUAUUUUCCAUAUAGCAGACAAUCGAAAAAGAAGUCACAUCGGGGUGCAAUUACAGCACGCAUGCUCGCCAAUCUCUUGAAUGUAGCCGGAGUCAAUCAUGUCAUUACCAUCGACCUCCAUGCCUCACAAAUGCAAGGCUUCUUCAGAUGCCCUGUCGACAAUCUACAUGCCGAACCCUUGAUAGCAAGAUGGAUCAGGCGUAAUGUGCUCAAUUGGCAGGAAGCCGUUUGCGUAUCUAAGAAUGCUGGAGGUACCAAGAGAGUCACGUCACUGGCAGAUGCGUUGAAGCUUAAUUUCGGUAUGGUAACAACAGACAAACGGCGUGGAGGCGGAAACAUGACAGCAAGUAUGAUCAUGAACAGACUCGAUGGAUUCAUUCCUGAGCAAGAUUUGGAUGCGGAUGUCAGCAAGCUCCAGAUUAGUACAGAAGAUCAUGCCAUCCGACGACGUACAAGCAAAUCCGAUGCGACUAGGAUACAGACUGGUUUUCAAGACAAGACAGAGCAGCCUAUACAACAAAACGGCACUUCUCCGCCACGGCCUUCUCACACGAGGCAAGAUAGCAGUCAAUCUUCACCUCGGAAGAGUCAAAUGCCUUCUCCCCUGAGGUCUGCACAUGGUGGGCCAGCACCAGCCAGAUCACCUCUAGUACGAGCACAAACACCAUCGCGAUCUUCACCUAUCGAGGAGGAGCAAGAAUUCACAGAUGAACGAGCUCGUGAUAUUACCCAAGGUAGAUUGGUCCAAGGUCAUAUUGUCCCAGAUGAUUACCCUUCCCCGACGCAAUCUGCCAUGUCAAGUUCCAUGAUAUUGGAAAGGCCGGAAGAGGAUCCAAUGGAAAUGUCACGAAACUCUUCAUUCUUCAACCCUGAAUCGCAUCCAUUGGGAGGCAGCUUAGAUGCAGCAGCGAGCUCAGAUGAAGAAGAGGAGGGUUUCAACAAUCCUGGCCUCGAGCAAAUGAUCACUUUAGUUGGCGAUGUCCGAAACCGGACCGUCUUUAUCGUCGACGAUAUGAUCGAUAAAGCUGGAUCCUGGAUCGCAGCCGCAGAGUGUGUAGUCAAGCGUGGUGGUGCCAAGAGGGUAUACUGCGUCGCAACUCACGGCCUCUUUGGCGGUGACGCCCUUGAAGAGCUGGAGAAAUGUGAUUGUAUCAACAUGAUCAUUGUCACAAAUUCUUUUCCCAUACCUCCAGAGAAAGCUCGCGAGACCAAAAAACUUGUCGUUCUUGAUCUUUCGAAUUUGCUUGCAGAGGCUAUCCGGAGAAAUCAUUAUGGCGAGUCAAUUUCUCCGCUUUUCACACAUACUUACGAUUGA